Entamoeba invadens IP1 is the source of this 600-nucleotide messenger RNA. Its product is annotated as protein DJ-1, putative. Gene Ontology annotation, molecular function: protein deglycase activity. The record is from RefSeq and is a predicted model, not a curated record. Gene Ontology annotation, cellular component: cytosol; nucleus. Gene Ontology annotation, biological process: guanine deglycation, glyoxal removal; protein deglycation, glyoxal removal. NCBI's taxonomy places the organism in Eukaryota, Evosea, Mastigamoebida, Endamoebidae. Bases 1 to 600 code for a protein of 199 amino acids. The transcript has 2 exons.
AUGGUUAAAAGUAUUUCAAUAAAAAAAGAAACUAAAAACACAAUGAGUGUUUUGUUGGUCAUCGCAGAGUCGGUUGAAGAACUUGAGGCUGUGUCCAUCGCUGAUGUGGUUGCCCGAGCUGGGAUAGCUGUGACCAUUGCCACCAUUGGAGAGAAGAAAGAGACGAAAUGUUCAAGAGGAGUGACUCUUGUGGCAGACUGCUUAUUAAAGGAGUGCCAAAACAAGAAGUACGAUGUCAUCUGUCUACCAGGAGGUCUCCCUGGUGCUAAUUACUUGGCAAAAGACACUCUCUUGAUUUCGAUGCUUAAGCAACAACUAAUUGAGAAUCGAUACAUAGCCGCCAUAUGUGCUUCACCAGCUUUAGUCUUCGAGGCCAAUGGUAUUCUUGAAGGAAGACGUGCUACUUGCUACCCAUCAUUCCAACCUAAGUUACAUAAUCAAAGCGCCGUUUCACAGAGAGUUGUUGUUGACAACCACGUCAUCACAAGUCAAGCACCUGGCUCUGCAAUUGAAUUUGCUUUGGCUAUUGUUAAAGAACUGAAAGGCGAACAGAAAAUGAAGGAAACUGAGGCUCCACUAGUUUUAAACUUUACUUAUUAA